Molecule: messenger RNA, 1251 nt
Organism: Gamsiella multidivaricata
Lineage: Eukaryota; Fungi; Mortierellomycota; Mortierellomycetes; Mortierellales; Mortierellaceae
Product: farnesyl-diphosphate farnesyltransferase
Exons: 5
Coding region: 1-1251 (416 amino acids)
Biological process (GO): ergosterol biosynthetic process; farnesyl diphosphate metabolic process
Cellular component (GO): endoplasmic reticulum membrane
Molecular function (GO): squalene synthase [NAD(P)H] activity
Source: RefSeq, a predicted model, not a curated record
AUGGCCUCUGCUAUCCUUUCCUCCCUCCUCCAUCCAUCCGAGGUACUGGCCCUAGUCCAGUAUAAACUCUCACCGAAGGUCAAACAUGACUACAGCAGCGACAAGACCAAGGAGCGUCUCUACUAUUUCCUCAACAUGACCUCCCGCAGUUUUGCUGCCGUCAUUCAGGAUCUGGACGAGGAACUCAAGGACGCCAUCUGCAUUUUUUAUCUUGUUCUUCGCGGACUUGACACCAUCGAGGACGACAUGACUAUCGAUCUUGAUGUUAAGAUCCCUUACUUGAAGACAUUCGAUGAAAUCAUCUAUCAAAAAGGAUGGACCUUCACAAAGAACGGUCCUAACGAGAAGGAUCGUCAAUUGCUCGUUGAGUUCGACACCGUCAUCGAGAGCUUCUUGCAGUUGAAGCCUGCCUAUCAAUCCAUUAUUGCAGACAUCACGAAGCGCAUGGGGAACGGUAUGGCUCACUACGCCACUGCAGGAAUCCACGUCGAGACUAUCGCUGAUUAUGACGAGUAUUGCCAUUAUGUUGCCGGUCUUGUUGGUUUGGGACUGAGCGAGAUGUUCAGCGCCUGUGGAUUCGAAUCACCCAUGGUGGCCAAAAGAAAGGACUUGUCCAAUUCGAUGGGUCUAUUCUUGCAAAAGACCAAUAUCAUUCGUGACUAUCUGGAGGAUUUGCACGACAACCGCCGCUUCUGGCCCAAGGAGAUCUGGGGUCAGUACGCCGGGAAACUGGAAGACUUGGUUAAGCCAGAGAACAAGGAGGAGGCACUGAAAUGCCUGGGCCAUAUGAUCACGAACGCCAUGGGGCAUAUCAAGGACGUGCUUGAAUACCUGAGUCUGAUCAAGAACAAGUCCUGCUUCAAAUUCUGCGCUAUUCCACAAGUCAUGGCUAUCGCCACCUUGAACUUGCUCCAUACCAACUACACGGUCUUCACGCGCGAGAACGUCAAGAUCCGCAAGGGAGAGACCGUAUGGCUGAUGAAGGAAUCCAAUAACAUUGAUACGGUUGCCGCUAUUUUCAGAUUAUAUGCCCGUCAAAUCAACAACAAAUCUAACCCCCUGGAUCCCCAUUUUGUGGACAUUGGCAUCAUCUGCGGAGAGAUUGAGCAGAUUUGCGUGAGCAACUAUCCUGGAUCCACAGCGGAACUGAGGCGUAUUCAAGCUGGAGUAAUGGCUGGCACAGGCGGAAGCGUACUGACGGCAGCGGCAGUUGUCGCUGGCGCCGUUGUUCUCAAGAGUACUUUAGCAUAA